Molecule: messenger RNA, 711 nt
Organism: Lizanozyma spartinae
Lineage: Eukaryota; Fungi; Ascomycota; Pichiomycetes; Serinales; Debaryomycetaceae
Gene: VPS2
Product: ESCRT-III subunit protein
Exons: 1
Coding region: 1-711 (236 amino acids)
Biological process (GO): late endosome to vacuole transport; endosome transport via multivesicular body sorting pathway; protein transport
Cellular component (GO): ESCRT III complex; multivesicular body
Source: RefSeq, a predicted model, not a curated record
AUGAGUGGGCUUUUUGAAUGGGCUUUUGGAAAGAAGCUGACGCCACAGGAAAGGCUUCGGAAGAACCAACGAGCUUUAGAGAAAACCCAAAGAGAACUCACAAGAGAAGUGACCAAACUUCAACAACAAGAAAAGAAGCUUACUAGUGAGAUUAAGAAACUGGCUAAAGCUGGACAAAUAACCAGUGCCAAGAUUCAAGCUCGUGAUUUAGUUAGAACCAGGAAUUAUGUUCAAAAGUUUAAUUCUGUCAAGACACAAUUACAAGCCAUUAGUUUAAGAAUUCAAAGUGUACGGACCAAUGCUCAAAUGGCUACAUCAAUGAGAGAUGCCACCAGAGUAUUAAAUGGGAUGAAUAGAAGUAUGAAUUUACCUCAACUUAGUCGGAUAGCUCAAGAGUUUUCCAAGGAGAAUGAUUUAAUGGAUCAAAAACAAGAGUUUAUGGAUGAUGCUAUUGAUGAUGCUAUGGCUGAUGAUGAAGAAGUCGAAGAGGAUGAACAAGUGGAUGAGAUAUUGAACAAAGUAUUAGAUGAGAUUGGAGUUGAUUUGAAUACAACUUUGAAAGACACUCCUAAUGCUAUUCAUAGUGGAGGAGAGGCUGUUACCAAUGGAAGAAUUGCUCAAGCAGCCGGAGGUGGAUCCUUUGGACAAACUGGUGGAGAAGAUUUUGAUGAAAAUGAUUUACAAGCUAGAUUAGAUAGUUUGAAAAAGUAG